CGUACCUACCUACUCAGUACUCACAUACUCUGGCUGAUUUUAAAAGUAUCGUAUUUAAAAUCUAAUAAGUGAUGUUAAUAUUAAUUAUGCAAUUUAGAGAAUAUUAUUAUCAACAUUCUUGUACAUAAUAUAUCAAACUAAAAGUACUCUGUGAUUACUAAAAUGAAGUUCAAAAUACGUAACCUAUCGCAAUAUCCAAAAUUGAAUUUUUUAAAUGAAAAGUGUUUAUUUUUCAACUGUUAUAGUACUAAACCUCCUUAUAAUGCCUUAUUUUUUGGAUCCGAUGCAAUAGCUCUCAACAGUUUACAAAAGGUUAAUAAAUUCAGGAAAACUGAAAAUAUAAUAAACCGAUUAGAUCUAGUCACAGCUAAUAAUUCAAUAAAUAAAAGUACAAUAGAAAAGUUUGCUAUGUCGGAAGAUAUUAACUUAUUAACAUGGUCAAAUUUACAUUUGAAGGAGAAUGAAUAUGAUAUCGGUCUGAUUGUUGCUUUUGGACACCUUAUCAAGAAAGAAGUAUUAGAUAAGUUUCCCUUAGGUAUGGUAAAUGUCCACCCGAGCUUACUACCAAGAUGGCGCGGGGCAGCUCCAAUUAUCCACACCUUGCUCCAUGGUGAUGAGGUUGCUGGAGUAUCCCUCAUGAAGAUUAAACCAGAUCUAUUUGAUGUAGGUGAGAUAAUAAGUCAGAAAGAAGUGCAAGUGCCAGAAGACAUAUUGUUACCACAAUUGACUACACAAUUAUCAGAUAUAGGUGCAGAAAUGCUUGUAGACUGUUUGAGAUGUCUUCCAUCUAGCCUGGAUAAUGCAAAACCGCAGAGCAACCACUGUGUAACAUAUGCUAAGAAAAUCAAUAAAAGCAUCAGUGAGGUACGAUGGUCAGAUAUGACAGCCAAACAAGUGUACAACUUAUACAGAGCUAUAUACGGCCUGUAUCCACUCACUACAAAUUUUAGGAAUAAACCAAUGAAACUGUUUAACGCAUUCAUAAAUAAAGAUGAAGAAGAAAAUAUUGAUAAUAAGCCAGCAGGAAGCCUGGAAUACUGCAAGAGAUUGCACGCUAUUAAAAUAUUAUGUAAGGAUAAUAGGUAUGUUUAUUUUAGAUCAGUGAGGAUAGUUGGGAAGCGGGAAAUAUCGGCGUUAGAUUUUUAUAAUGGAUAUAUUAAAAAUGUUGCUGUUGAUAAAAUGAAAUGUAUUAAAGUUAAUUAAAAAUAUUAAAAUGCA
This is a messenger RNA of Leptidea sinapis, 1218 nucleotides long. Its product is annotated as methionyl-tRNA formyltransferase, mitochondrial. NCBI's taxonomy places the organism in Eukaryota, Metazoa, Arthropoda, Insecta, Lepidoptera, Pieridae. The record is from RefSeq and is a predicted model, not a curated record. Gene Ontology annotation, cellular component: mitochondrion. Gene Ontology annotation, biological process: biosynthetic process; conversion of methionyl-tRNA to N-formyl-methionyl-tRNA. Gene Ontology annotation, molecular function: methionyl-tRNA formyltransferase activity. Bases 163 to 1203 code for a protein of 346 amino acids. The transcript has 5 exons.